This is a messenger RNA of Etheostoma cragini (Arkansas darter), 1997 nucleotides long. RefSeq names its product myosin heavy chain, non-muscle-like. The transcript has 13 exons. NCBI's taxonomy places the organism in Eukaryota, Metazoa, Chordata, Actinopteri, Perciformes, Percidae. The record is from RefSeq and is a predicted model, not a curated record. The coding region runs from base 420 to 1904 and encodes 494 amino acids.
ACAGGAAUGCACUGCGGUUUCUGUUUUGUAGCAUCCAGGGACCGCAUUUGUUGCCAAUAAAUUAACUUUGAACCCUGAAACGAGUCAGACAGUAUUUUUAACUAACUCAGGCUAUGGCUAGCUUAUUUAGCUAGCAUUAGGGCUUAUCAAGUUUGCCAGUGAGCGUUGUCAUGGGGAAGGGAAUGGGAAAGUCAAGGACUUUGAAUUACAAUGGUUAGCUACAUUUAUCAUUGUACCUGCAGUUUUUCUCCAUUGUAUACAUACAAAAAAAUUAAACAACUGAAUUCUAAAAUGCUUUAUUGUUUUUAUUCAAAUAGAAAUUCUAUAUCAACCAAGACUGAAAACUUUAUUUUAAGGAUUGACACACGAAGUAAGCGUGCAGGUAACAGCUAGCUUGAAUAUCUGGUUAAAAAAUAAAAAUGGAUUAUGAUUCCACUACAAAAAUGGAAGAUUCAAGGACUCUGCGUCGAAUCAAAACCUCAGAAGAAGAGGUGAAAGCAGAGCAUGGUGCAGCGAAGCCAUUGAUCAAGCCAGGACUACCUAUGGAGAAAAAAGUUGAACAAGAAAAGCGGAGGAGACAUGUCCUGAUCAAUGAGCACAACAGGCUGUUGUUUGCUGUAAAGGAAAAAGAGACCAAGCUGAAAGAGCUGCAGGAGUCAAUGAAAUUAAAGAACCUUGAACUGACAAAUUGCAACAGUGAAGACACAUGUAAGCAGCGUAUACGCCAGCUGGAGAACAACUUGGACAAGAUGAAGAUGAAGACCUCGGAGGCUAGAGAAAUCCAAAAGGCCUAUCAACACAUCCUUGUGCACCUGCAGCAGGAGGUGUGUGGGGUGUAUAAGCUGCUGGAGCAGAAGCAGCAUGCGGUGGCCGUUGGCCAGGCCGAGGUGGAGCAAGCAGCCCGACACUUCCAGUCAGCCGCCACGGCUGCAGACUGCACUCUGGGCAUGAUGGUUCAGAUGGAGUAUGAGACAGCGGAAAUGAAAAGAGAAAUGGAUAUCGAGCUGUGUGAACUGAGUGCAGAAGAAAAGGAGCUGACAAGGCAAAUAGAAACCCUGGGUCUCCUGAGCCCCGCAGUGGCCAGCAAGCUCAAAGAGCAGGAAAUUGAAGAAGAAGCACUCUCAAGUCCUGUCACAGAGCAUCCUGGUUUUGACAUCUACGGAGCAUCACAGCUUGAAAAGGAGCUGGUGGAGGAGAUGGAGGCCCUGAGGGAGGCGCUGGGCUGCGCCGACGUGCAGGAACUAGUUAACAAGUUGGAGUCCCAGCGAGCCAUCAGGCAGCAACUCCUCACCGACGUCAGCCUAAACGAGGAGCUGGCCCAGCAGGAGGCCCACGCCCUGGCCCAUCUGGAGCUCCAGUACACCCAGCUCAGGUUCAGUGCCCAACCUGCAGCCACAAGGUUGGAUGAGCAGAAAGGAGCGAUGCUGGCGAAGCUGAACGAGGAAAUGCUCCGUGUUGAAUGCUUGCGGGCUUGGCUGAAGCAGUACCAGGACACGAUGGACGCUAUUGAGUGUGGGGUCAACAACCUCUACUUCAGGAUGAGCUGCGUUGCCGUGGAGGGCUUGCCCACAGCUUCCUGUACUGAGAGCAUGGACAAACUGAGGGACAUCAGCGCCCGUCUUCCAACACUACUGCACAGAGCAUCCAAGCACCAGCCUGAGAUCAGCGACCUGGACCAAGAGAGGGUUUACAGCAUGCUGGAACAGCUCAACGGGAUGGAGUCGAGGAACAUCAAGACACCAAGCACCUCGAUAAACGCUCUCCAGCUUAGUGAUGAUGAGGAGGAGGAUGAGGAUGAGGAAGAGUGCUGUCCGUCCCGCGAGGAGAUCAAGAGCUGCAGCAGCAGACUGAUCGAAGCCGAGCAGAACAAGAAGUUGUCGAGGAGAGCCAAGACGAAGGAGUAGAGACACUGAUGGACAGCAGGAGUGAGUGACUGUCGCUGAUCCACACACAUUCCUUUUCUUUCUUCAUUAAAAUGUGAAAGUGUUUCACAUUUA